AGGUAAAGAAGUAUCUGGGGUUUCAUUCCCGAACCAUGAAGAGGUUUUGCGCAAUCGCUGCAAUUGGCCAGGCCAUAGUAGGCGGCGCCACUGCUAAAACCGGUCAUCAUCAUCGCUUUAUUCAAGUGGCUCUCUUCAGCAGCGCCGCCAGCCUUCCCGGGAACUCUCACUGGUUUUCGCAUCAUGAAAUUGCUGAUCGUUUUGGCCACUGCAGGCGCUCCGCAACGGACGGUGUCGCCGGAACCAUGUUCUUCUCAGUAGCCGCCGCCACCCCCUCCUCCUCAUUGACCGGAAAUGUUCACGCUGAGGAAUUGCAACUGUCCAAGAAUUUCCUCCCCAAAGACGUCGUGCUUUAUCAGUACGAAGCUUGCCCCUUCUGUAAUAAGGUUAGAGCAUUCUUGGAUUACCAUGACAUACCUUAUAAAAUUGUGGAGGUCAACCCCAUGAACAAAAGGGAGAUCAAAUGGUCUGGCUACAAGAAGGUCCCAAUACUGAUGGUUGAUGGUGAACAAAUGGUUAACUCAUCAGAGAUAAUUGAUGAAUUAUUCCAAAGGAUCCACCCUGAGAUAUCUGCUUCAGGUGAUGAUGAAGAAAGGAAAUGGCGAGGGUGGGUGGAUAAUCAUUUGGUGCAUGUCUUACCACCAAAUAUAUAUCGAACUACUUCUGAGGCUCUUGAGUCAUUCAACUAUAUUACAAGCCAUGGCAAUUUCAGCCUCACUGAAAGGAUAAUAGCAAAGUAUGCCGGAGCUGCAGCUAUGUAUUUUGUGUCGAAGAAGCUAAAGAAGAAACAUAAUAUCACUGAUGAGCGUGCAGCCUUGUAUGAAGCUGCAGAGAUGUGGGUGGAUGCUCUAAGUGGUCGCAAGUAUCAUGGCGGGUCAAAACCUAAUUUGGCUGAUCUUGCUGUCUUUGGCAUUCUGAGACCUAUCCGCCACCUCAAGUCUGGUAUAGACAUGGUGGAGCACACACGCAUCGGUGAAUGGUAUGCUAGAAUGGAAACUGCCGUGGGAGAUUCUUCUAGAGUAAUGGCCUAAAGUGGAACGUGAGUCAGGUUUGGAAAGAUAGAGCAAACAGUUGACACAGAGAAUAAUACAUUCAACAUUUUUAUGUCUAAGCUUAUAGGACAAGAUCAUCUGUCUUCAUCGGUUUUGCCAAUCAGGUAAUGUUGAUACAGGGUGCUUUCGUGGUCGGGAAAUCAAAUCGUGUUGUUAGUCGGUUAGAAAUCUUCUAUAUUUUCCAUCUGUUUGGUCUAUGGUUUGUAUUUUGGUGUGCCGCGCUAUGAACUUGAAUGUAUGAUGUCUUGCUGCACCAGUUGGCUCCUCGGGUGCUGGUAAAAAGGUAGCAGUUAAUGGAGAUUUUGGUUCAGUUUUGAAGCGAAAA
Diospyros lotus (date-plum) is the source of this 1377-nucleotide messenger RNA. RefSeq lists its product as uncharacterized. Gene Ontology annotation, molecular function: prostaglandin-E synthase activity. NCBI's taxonomy places the organism in Eukaryota, Viridiplantae, Streptophyta, Magnoliopsida, Ericales, Ebenaceae. Gene Ontology annotation, cellular component: mitochondrion. Bases 36 to 1031 code for a protein of 331 amino acids. The transcript is spliced from 6 exons. The record is from RefSeq and is a predicted model, not a curated record.